AAAGAAAAGAAAGAAAAAAAAUCCAUAAGGAGAAUUAUUUCGUUCUUUCUUCAAUUGAUUUAUACCUUUCUUCCUCUACUUGUCAAUAUCACUGACUCGUCCACUUUUACAGAUCCCAAAUUUUCAUAGAGAAAGAAAGAAAUCAAUUUUUUUUUCUGUUUGUAACUUUCCUGUGUUUAUUUUUUUUUUAAUCUCUAGAUCAUGAAGAACAGCGAAGAGCAAAUGAGGUCACUAUUUGGAAUUAGUCUUUCUGAUAAACCAAGAUGGCAACAAUUUCUCAUUUGUUCUUCUGGUUUCUUCUUUGGUUAUCUCGUUAAUGGCGUCUGUGAGGAAUAUGUGUACAACCGGCUCAAAUUCAGUUACGGAUGGUAUUUCACGUUUGUGCAAGGACUCGUUUACAUUGUAAUGAUUUACCUAAAUGGCUUCACCACAAAGCAAAUGGUGAAUCCAUGGAAGACUUACGUGAAACUAUCUGGUGUUCUAAUGGGAUCUCAUGGUCUCACGAAAGGAUCCUUGGCUUAUCUCAAUUACCCUGCUCAAAUCAUGUUCAAAUCCACCAAGGUUUUACCGGUUAUGGUAAUGGGAGCAUUUAUACCCGGGUUGAGAAGAAAAUACCCGGUCCACGAGUACAUAUCGGCUCUGCUACUUGUAAUUGGUCUAAUCUUAUUCACGUUAGCCGAUGCACAUACCUCUCCAGACUUCAGCAUAAUUGGGGUUAUGAUGAUCUCUGGCGCUCUCAUCAUGGACGCCUUUCUCGGUAACUUGCAAGAAGCAAUCUUCACGUUGAAUCCCGAUACAACACAAAUGGAGAUGCUUUUCUGCUCGACAGUAGUUGGUUUACCGUUCUUGCUUGCACCAAUGAUUCUUACCGGAGAGCUUUUCAGAGCUUGGACUUCAUGUGCUCAACAUCCAUAUGUGUAUGGAGUAUUGGUGUUCGAAGCCAUGGCUACAUUUGUCGGCCAAGUCUCGGUUCUAUCCCUCAUUGCGCUCUUUGGCGCAGCCACAACAGCUAUGAUAACGACGGCGAGAAAAGCGGUUACGCUGUUACUAUCUUACUUGAUAUUCACAAAGCCUUUAACGGAACAGCACGGCACGGGAUUGAUACUCAUCUCUAUGGGCAUUGUUCUCAAGAUGGUUCCAGAUCCGAAUCCAAGCCCGAAACAGAAUCUUUCGGGUUCGGGUCAAAUACCCGGGAAGUUGGAUCAGCGGGUUAAGUUUGACAAGGAAGGCGAUGAAGAGAGUCGUCCUUUGGUCUAAUAAUAUAAAUGACGAGAGAAGUGUUUAAUUGUCAAUUCUUGGUUCGUGUCUCGAUUUAUAUAGUUUAUAUUUUUCAUUAUAUUUGUGUUGUUAGCAAGUAGAUUAUCUUAUUACUUUGUAGCUUAGAUCGAAACAUUAUUCGGCAAUUUGAAACAUUAUCA
Molecule: messenger RNA, 1418 nt
Organism: Eutrema salsugineum
Lineage: Eukaryota; Viridiplantae; Streptophyta; Magnoliopsida; Brassicales; Brassicaceae
Product: UDP-galactose/UDP-glucose transporter 4
Exons: 7
Coding region: 202-1257 (351 amino acids)
Biological process (GO): transmembrane transport
Cellular component (GO): Golgi membrane; endoplasmic reticulum membrane
Molecular function (GO): transmembrane transporter activity
Source: RefSeq, a predicted model, not a curated record